Molecule: messenger RNA, 3889 nt
Organism: Ruditapes philippinarum (Manila clam)
Lineage: Eukaryota; Metazoa; Mollusca; Bivalvia; Venerida; Veneridae
Product: chromodomain-helicase-DNA-binding protein 1-like
Biological process (GO): DNA repair; chromatin remodeling
Molecular function (GO): ATP binding; DNA helicase activity; ATP-dependent chromatin remodeler activity
Source: RefSeq, a predicted model, not a curated record
AACCAUUUAUGUUAGGAGAGCACCUUGUAGAAGCAAGUGGUAAAUUGGUCGUUAUAGACAAACUGUUGAAGUAUUUACACAAUACUGGACACAAAGUACUGAUGUUUUCACAGAUGACGCACAUGUUGGACGUGUUACAAGAUUACCUUGGAUACAGAGGUUAUACAUAUGAGCGUCUGGAUGGGUCAGUGAGAGGAGAGGAACGUUUCUUGGCUGUACAAAACUUUAACUCUAACGAUGAAACUUUUGUCUUUCUCCUGAGCACAAGAGCUGGUGGACAGGGUAUAAAUUUGACCAGUGCUGAUACUGUGAUAUUUGUGGACAGUGAUUUUAACCCACAGAAUGACCUGCAAGCUGCUGCCAGGGCACAUAGGAUAGGACAGUCAAGACCAGUAAAGGUGAUCAGAUUGGUCAGUAAGAAUACAGUGGAAGAGAUUAUACUGAAGAGAGCAGAAGAGAAGCUAGAAUUAACUAGUACAGUAAUAAAAGAAGGAGAAUUCUCACUGGGAGCUUCUAAACAAAGCCUCUUUACUGAUGAUAAAAUUAAGCUUCAGGAUAUACUAAAAUAUGGUGUUGAUGAAUUAUUAAGUGGUAACCAUGGAGAUGAUGUUGACCUUGAUUUCAAGGCUAUUCUUGGACCUACAGCAGAUGGUGAAUGGCAGCCUGAGGAAACAAAAGUGGAUGAAGAAGCUAAUGGAUCUGAGGAUGAAGGUAUUUUAGAGGAUGCACCACAGACUAUGUACAUGUUUGAGGGAACUGACUACUCCAAGGAGCCUACUGCAGCUGAUAAAAAAGCCUUUGAUGAACUGCUUGAAGCUGAGAGAGCAGUAUUGUCAGAGAAGCUGGCAGAAGAUAGACCAAGUCGUUUAAAGCGUCAACCUCUGUCUGUAUUCAUGCCAGGUCUACCAGAUGUUCUGAGAAAACCCAGAAAGAAAUUGACACCAGAAGAAUUAGCUGAGAGGAAGAAAAAGCGUGAAGAAGCUGCAGCAAAGAGAGCUAAAGAGGCAGAGGAAAGAGAAAUGAGGCGGGCACAAGAGCAAAGAAAAAGGAGAGAGGAACUGUGGAAGAAGAAUGAUUACAAGUCAUGUAACGUGGAGAUUGACGAGACCUCAGAUGAUGAUGAAGGAAUGCUAGAUGAUGAUGAUAUAUCAGGGGAUGUAACUCCACAUGAUAUAAAAUAUGUACUAGGGGAUGUAACUCAUCCAAAGAAAACUGAUAGAGAAAACAAUAUUAUUGUCCAUUGUGCAGAUGAUUCUGGAAACUGGGGUACCGGAGGUUUAUUCUCGGCACUAUCUGCCCGAUCAUCUAGACCAGAGGAUCAAUAUACACUAGCUGGUAAAAUGCAGGAUUUAGCUCUUGGAGAUUGUCAUAUGGUACCUUUUGAUGCUGGUUCCAGCAGUAAAGACGGCAAAGAUUGGGUAGCACUUAUUAUAGCCCAACAUCGAGACAAGAGGAACAACUUGUCUGGUAUAAAAUUGUCUGCCCUCAGAUAUGGACUAGAAAAAGUCUAUGUGAAGGCGAAGGAAAACAAUGCAAGUGUACAUCUUCCUCGUAUUGGACAUACAACUGUAGGUUUUAACUGGUAUGGGACAGAAAAACUCAUCAAAAAACAUCUAGCCUCAAAAGGAAUUCCUACGUAUAUAUAUUACUUUCCAAGAAGACAUCAGAAAAGGAAGGCAGUCACUGUAACCAGUAACGAUGGUCCUCCUGCAAAAGUUGUCAAGGAUGCUCCAAUUGCUUCAACAAGCAAAACAUUGGCACAGAAGGAAGGUGGGGGUUUAUCAAAUAUUUUCUCAGGGUCUGUGAUAUAUCUACACAAAGAUGGCCUAUCUGAAGAAGAUUUCAAGAAAUACAAAAGAUUAAUCAUAGCCUAUGAUGGUGAUGUGGAAACAACUGUCUCAAACAGAACUACUCUAAUUGUCAUACCUCAGGAUUGUGAUCGUCAGACUAUUGUGGAUUUGUCUGACAAACAAGAUGGCGUUCCUAUAGUAACAACAGAAUGGAUAGAUGAUUGCAUGGAAAGGAAGAAACGGAUAAAAACUGAAAACUAUGAAAUCAGUUGAUAUGUUUGGAAAUCUAUUUGGAUAGAAAUAUUGAAACCUGUGAUAGAUACAGUACUGACAGUUUGUAGCUGAAUAUUUAAUGUGCACUGAUACUUAGAUUUUAGAUUUAGUUAAGUGAGAUUUGUAGAAUAGUCUGUGACUAUGUAUUAAUAGGCAGCUUAAUAGAUAAUGUGUUGAUGUGAGACAUUAAUAUGAUAUUGUCAAAAUAUUUCAUUUUAUCAGUUAAUGUCUGAUUGAUCAGAGAUAUUUUAUGUUCUAGAGAUAUCAUGUUCUUGACCAGUUACAUAUUAACAUUUUCAUAUUGUUGUUUUUAUGCCCCCAUAGGACGACAUAUUAAAAUCACACCAUCUGUCUGCACAUCUGUCUGUGCAUCCCAAAUUACAUAACAUUUGUGUUUUGACUGUAACUUUGUCAUGCAUUGAAACAUUUUUAAAUAACUUAGCACAAAUUUCUGCAACAUCAUGAUGAUUUGUCCCAUCUAAGACCCAUGUCCCUACUUCAAAGGUCAAUGUCACACUUAUAGUUUAAAGGUUCACAUUCUCACAAUUAGAGUUCAAAGGUAUACACAUUUGUGUCCAGAUUCUGUAUUUCAUAGAAGAAUUUUUAAAUAUAUGUCUAUCACAUCAAGAUGAUGUGUUACGUCCAAGACCCAUGACCCUACCUCCAAGGUCAAGGUCACACUUAAAGUUUGAAGGUACCUUAUAAUAUAACUUGAGACAAAUGUCUACCACAUCAAGACAAUGUGUGGCGUCCAAGGCUCAUGUCACUACCUAAGAGGUCAACGUCACACUUAGAGGUUGAAGGUACAUUUUUGUGUCUGGAAGGUAACUUUAUCAUGCAUUUGAAGGAAUUUAAAAUAGCUUAGCAUAUAUGUCUACAACAUGAAGAUGAUGUGUUGCUUCCAAGGCCCAUGUACCUACCUCCUGUAUCAAGUAAACACAUACAGUUUGAAGGUAUUCAUUCUCACAAGGAAGAGUUUGAAGGUACACGUGUCUGUCCGCACUGUAACAUGUCAUUUUAAGAAUAUUUGUGUGACUAAUGUUUUUCAUAUUUGGUAGGAUGAUAACAUACAUGGUAUUUUUUCUUUGGAUUGUGAAAGAGGUCAUUUUCAUCAAGGUCACCUGUGUUGAAAAUAGAUUUUUACACUUUUGCCGAUGCAGCCUUUAUUUAUGGACAGAUGUCUUUCAUGUUGUGUAGGAAAAUAACUUGCAUGGUCUUCUUCCUUAAGAUUGAGUUUAGGGUCACUUGGUUCCAGUUCAAGGUCUUUCAUAUAUAUAUAUAUUUGCUAAUUUGUUAUUGAAAAUUUGAUAUAUUUCAACUUCAUAACAAAGCAAUGACAUGCAAACUGUCGUGACUGUCAAGUUAUACAACAGUGUUUACAAUUUUUUGGGCAAUUUUUCUGUCCAUAACCAAUUGAAUGAGUAAACCUUUUUUGAAAAAUUAUUACUGACAAGAAUCAGGGCCAGGAGCAUUUGUGUUUAACAAACACGUUUUUGUUUCAAUUUUAAGAUUUUUUUACGUUUAAAGAAACAAUAAUGACUAUGUAUGUAAUUGGCGGCUUAAUAUACCUGUAUGAUAUGUUGAUGUGAGACAAGAAAUUGUUGUCAAAAUAUUUCAUUUUAUCAGUUUAUGUCUGAUUGAUUAGAUAUAUAAUAUUCCCAACCAGUUACAAAUUAAAAUUUUCUUGUUGUUGCUGUUGAAGUUGUUUUCAUCUUUUUUGUAAACUGUUUUUAAUUUUAAGACUUUUUUAUGUUUAAAGCAACUUUGGUUAUAUUUAACAUCUUAAGCAGAAAUCAUUAAAACUUAUUGUUUUAUUUAUUCUGCAU